GUGUCCAGUCCACCAGAUAUCGCCGUUUUAGCUUCCCUAUCCCUUUAGUCCUUUACAACCCCUCUGCCCUUAUAUUUUCAGCCAUUCCAACCUAGUGUUUCUUAUAGUCUCUCUCUUUGCCCACAAAAAUCCACAUUAACGGUACAAAUCUUUCACUCUUAUACCAAUCUUUCUCCCGCCUUUCAAUCUCUAUCUUUUUUAUUUUACAUAGCCUCCUUAAAAACUGUUCCUUUCUCCUCCUCCUCCUCCUUUUGUACUUAGCUUGAUCUUGAUUGGGAUUUCCAGUAGCAUUUGUUAAACCAUUUUAGGACAUUUUCCCACCUGAGUUUUAGCUAGUAGAGCUGAGCUUAUAGUAAUGGAUCUGAAGGAAGUAAAGGGAUCAGAAGUAGAGGAAAUGAAAACUUGCAGUGAUUGUCAUACCACAAGAACGCCUCUUUGGAGAAGUGGUCCAGCAGGUCCUAAGUCGUUAUGUAACGCAUGUGGGAUCAAAUACAACAAGAAGAGGAGGCAGCUUUUAGGACUGGACAAAGGAAGAAGUGAUAAGGGCAAAAAGAAGAGGAAAAUCAGUGGAGAAAAAAAUGGACAGUCAUUGAAGAUGAAACUGAUGGCAUUGGGAGGCAAAUUAAGAGAGGAAGAACAAGCGGCGGUACUUUUGAUGGCUCUUUCCUGUGGAUCUGUUUAUGCUUAAUAAAAUUACUACUCUAACCCUAAGUCCUUAGUUGUAGUAGCAGUAGCACCGAAUGGAAACCCCUUGUAUUCUUACUAAUUAAUUGACCCAUUUUAGUGAAGUAGUAGUUUUUUGAUGCUGAGUUCAGUUGUAAUGCCUAAUGAAGAGCAGCAGCAGAUGAGAAUGAACCAAUGUAGAAGUAAAUCUUGACUCUUUUUGAUCUAUUUCGAAUUUAGAGUUUGAUUCAAAUUGUUUUCAAAUUUUGACU
Messenger RNA from Nicotiana attenuata, 935 nucleotides. Its product is annotated as GATA transcription factor 16-like. The transcript has 3 exons. The coding region runs from base 356 to 688 and encodes 110 amino acids. Gene Ontology annotation, biological process: regulation of DNA-templated transcription. Lineage: Eukaryota; Viridiplantae; Streptophyta; Magnoliopsida; Solanales; Solanaceae. The record is from RefSeq and is a predicted model, not a curated record. Gene Ontology annotation, molecular function: zinc ion binding; sequence-specific DNA binding.